Messenger RNA from Paramecium pentaurelia, 1774 nucleotides. Lineage: Eukaryota; Ciliophora; Oligohymenophorea; Peniculida; Parameciidae. The record is from the annotation of a GenBank genome assembly.
AUGACAUUCUAAUCUAGUCUUCCAGAAAUUGAUAUUAUACCUGAAGGUGAAAAUAAAGAUUAAUCUUUUCUUUAAUAGAUAUUACAUAAUAGAACACCAAAUAAAAAAGUAUAAGAAUAAUAAGAAAUGUUAAUUGAAGAAUAAUCACCACCUAUUAGAAGAAAAUUAUUUUAAGAAAGAAAACUUUAUAAAGGUGAUAGUGAUAUAGAAGAAGAAGUUGAAGAGAUCAAAUAAAUGGCAAAAAUAAAAUCUGAUAAUCGAUCUGUAUUACCAGGAUAUUAGGUUCAUAAAGAUUAUACAGUAAUGCUUAAUUUGACUGAUAUUUCUUAUGGAGUUAAAGGUCAUAAUAAAUUUUAUUAAAUUUAAGUAUUAAAAAAAGAUGGUGACUAUUUUCUAUUUACUAAAUGGGGAAGAGUAAAUAUUAUAAUAAUAAUAUAAUUUAGACUGGUGCAUAGAAUCCUUAAUAAGAAAUAAAAGAGAGUGAUUUAUUGACUGCAAUAAAAGGAUUUGAAAAGAAAUUUAGAGAUAAAACUCAUUGGGAUUGGAGAGAGAGAAAUGAAUUUAAAUAGUAACCUGGAAAAUAUUGUAUUGUUGAUGUUAUAGGAAAUGGAGGAGGUUCUGUAAAUAGUGAGAUAGAAAAAUUAAAUUAAAGAAAUGGAAGAAUUGCAGCAAGAAUUAAGAAUUUAUAAUCUUCUCUUGAACCUGCAAUAUUUGAUUUAAUGAGUGAAAUUUGGGAUAUUCAAAGAAUGAAUAAAACACUAAAAGAAUUAAAUUUUGAUACAGAUAAAAAUCCAUUAGGUCGUUUAUCUGUAGAUGCUAUUAAAAAAGGAUUUAAAAUACUUAAUGAAAUUUAAUAAGCUUUAAGAGAUUGUAAAUAUAGUUUAUUAGUUGAUCUUUCAAAUGAAUUUUAUACAAAUAUUCCUUAAAAUUAUGGUAUGAAAUUACCACCUAAGAUUGAUAAUUAUGAAAUAUUAGGUUAAAAAAAUCAAUUAUUAACUAUGCUAUAAGAAUUAGAAUUAGCUAAUAGAUAUAUUAAUAGUACUUUGACUGAAAAUAGUGAUAUUAAUCCAUUAGAUUAAUUUUAUAAAUUAUUGAAAACUAAUAUUAAAGAAUGUUAAGAUUAAGAUAUUAUUUCUAAAAUUGAACAUUCAAUUAAUAUAUCACAUGGUCCAACACAUGAAAAAUUUAAAUUAUAAAUAUCUAAAGUAUAUGAAAUUGAAAGAAAAAAUGAAAAAAUUAGAUUCUUUCCAUUCAAAUCAUUAGAAAAUAGAAAAUUAUUGUGGCAUGGAUCUAGAAUAACAAAUUUUGUAGGAAUAUUAUCAGAAGGAUUAAAAAUAGCACCUCCAGAAGCUCCAAGUACUGGUUAUAUGUUUGGAAAAGGUGUUUAUUUUGCUGAUAUUUGUUCUAAAUCAGCUGGUUAUUGUGCUGCCAAUAUUGAAAAUCCUUAUGGAUAUGUAUUAUUAUGUGAAGUUGCUUUAGGCAACACUUAUUAAAUAUAUAAAGCUAAAGAUCAUGUUAGACCACCUCAAAAUUAUCAUAGUAUACAUGCAGUAGGUAGAAAUCAUGCAGAUCCUAAAACAAGAGAAAAGAUUAAGUAUAUAUAUAUAUAUAAUUAAUAAAUAGUAAUCUAGAUUUUGAGUCUGGAAAAGUUAUUCCAAAUGAAGAAUUAAAGAUUCAUAAUAUUGAAUCAAGUCUAAUAUAUAAUGAAUAUGUGGUUUAUGAUGUUGCUUAAGUGUAGAUUCAUUAUCUAAUAAAACUUAAAUUUAUUUUUUGA